AUGCUCUUCGGCUCGCAGUACGACGAGGACGGUGGCACCGACCACAGCGGCAGCUCCACGACGCCGCCGCAGUCGUCACGAAAGAAAAAGUCGGUCGUCUCCUCCCGCAAGAGCAAGACCAGUAGCCGACGCGACAAGACCCGCCCCAGUAUGGCCGGCGCCGCCUCCGCUGUCAUCGCCGCUGGACCUAGCAGUCCAACACGGUCUUUUGACUCCACCAACUCAUCGUCGGCCAACUUCAACUACUCAAGUUUUGUGGACAACAGCGUGCCUGUUAAUGGCAAUGGUAUUACUGCGGUGAACGCGCCGACACUACUGCCGAAGACACGGCGACGCGUCUCUAAGAAGAAGCCCGAGCGAUUUAAAAAACCCAAGCGACCAGUGGACCGCCAGUGCAUGUAUCCAAAUGUGUGGAAGCAGCUACAAUUCCGCAAGAAGAUCGUGCAGCUCGCCACUAAUAUGAGCGAGAAGCCCAUCUGUGUCACGGGUGUCGAUGGCUUCUUAGCCUCAUGGAUCGUAUGUGAGCUCCUUAGUCGCGGCUACCACGUACGCGGCACGGUACAGAACGGCAAGGAUGAUAUCUCGGGCUUGCUGCAGCUCCCCAACGCCAGCAAGAACUUUUCAGUCGUGGAGACGUCGCUUCUGACGCCUGAGGCGUGCGACAUGGCCGUUCAAGGGUGCGACUUUGUGAUCCACACGGGCACACCGUCGUCAUGCUCUGUACGAGACCCUCUGUCUGAGCAGCAGGAGCCGGGAGUGCACAGUAUUGGCAGUCGGAUGCACUGCAUCAUCCCCAUGAUGACGAACUUCAUUCAAGCUUGUGCUCGAGGGCGUAUCAAGCGAGUGGUGUUGACCUCGUCGAUUGCUGCGAUGGCGGACUCGGUGACGCCGGACUCGAUCAUCAACGAUGCCUGCUGGAACGUGACGUCGUCGUUGGAGAAGAAUCCGCAUUUCUUGAGCUUAAAGCUGGCCGAGGAAGCGGCGUGGCAGCUUGUCGAUCAAUUGCCGAGUGAUCGUCGGAUUGAUCUGGUGACGAUGAACCCGGGAACGCUGUUUGGGCCGAUGCUGUCCAAGUCGAAGCUGGCGCCUGGGAACCAAGUCAUUUAUGAUUUAAUUACGGGCCAAUACUCGGCGUUAGUGGAUCUGAACUGGAGCAUGAUCGACGUUCGCGACUGUGCUGUAGCACAUGUUGCAGCCUUGGAGAACAAUGACGCGCGUGGACGAUACAUCUGCGUCAACAGGAGCGUCUGGAUGAAGGAUAUUGUCGAGAUGCUGUCGAAUAAUGGCUACAGUGGUCGGGAUUUGCCGUGGAGAGUGGGGCUGCCUCGCUGGGUGGGGCGCUUGCCAGCGUACUCGAUCCAAUUGGGACAGGUUGGCGCCUCAUUGUAUGCGUACGACCCUACGUCCGUCCGAUCGUCGCCGUAUCUUGGGGACAAGAUUGUGGAACACCUGAAUGCUCGCUUCCGCACAGUCGACUCGACUGUCGUGGAGUCUGCGAAUGAUCUGUUGAAGUGGGGACUCAUUAAACCCUGGGCAGAAGAUCACGAGGCGCUGGAGUGUGGCUGCUGCCACAACCCGUUCACUUUCUAUCGAAGAAAACACCACUGUCGGGAAUGUGGUGUGAUUAUUUGCAAUGAUUGCUCCAUGUCUCGAGCGGUUGUGGAAGGCACGGAAGGACGCGCACGACUGUGUGACAAGUGUGUGAAGGGAUCGAUCCCAGACCUGCUCGAACUAUUACGAGACGAGGAUCCAGACAAGAAGCGCACGGCGGUAGUAGCUUUGGAGUCGUUGAUGGAGAACCCGUUGAAUCACGACUACGUCACUCGUUUCGGCGGUAUCUUGCUGCUGAUGGAUGCGAUCCACCACCCUGAUGAACCGAUUUCGUCGCAUGCUGCUGGGGCGUUGUGUGCGCUGUCGUUAAGUGUGGCCAGUACGCUUCAAAUGGUGCUCGAGGGGGCUGUCCUACAGAUGCUGGAGGUCGAGGAAACGCUGAGUACGUGGGCUAUUUGUCUGCAAGCGCUUCGUAACAUCUGGAAGCAGAUCAAUCGGCAGGAUUUCCGACGGAUGCUUCACGCUGUAGCUCGUGUAUCUGCUGACGCCAAUAUCGGUGAACUUCGGGGUAACAUUCUGCUUACGUUUGUACACAUGAUGGAUGCUGAAGAGGUCCCCACUUUGUUGUCCGAGGGGCUUUUGUCCGUGCUGUACCACAUGCUGCAGUCGACUGCUGAGUUCCCUCGUUGUGCUGCCGCGCACGCAAUAAAGCACUUGGUGCCUGCAGGUUAUGAUCCGGAUGUGAGGAUCGAUGUUCCACCUUACGUCGUGGAUGACCACGAGGAGCUGUUCCUGAACUCGUCACUGUCUGAUCUUCAAUUCCUCGUCAAAGGUCACAUCGCACCGAUUAAUGCACACAAGGUCGUGUUGUUUUUCCGCAACUCGUACUUCAAGAACAUGGUGAGAGUGAGUAUCUUUGGCACAGCGACCAGUCAAACCGCAGUCAUUGAAGUCGACAACUGCAGUUACGAAGUCUUCUCGAUCUUAUUGCGCUUCUUGUACACUGGCAAGGUGGACAUUACGCCGGAUGUGGCCGAAGAAUUGCUGCGAGCGUCGUCGUUCUACUGUGUGUACGAGCUGCAGAAGCGUACGGAGGCAUUUUUGAGCGGCCAGAUUUGUGUCGAGAACGUGGUGGACUUGUUGACGCUGUCCGAAGAAUGCAAUGCCGACGAUCUCAAGAAGAACUGCGUGCCGUUCUUGAUGCGUCACAUUCACGAGGUCGUGCGGCUGCCUGCGUUCGAGGAACACCGUGUGCGCUCGAGCGAGGAAGUCUUGAAGGCUCUGACGAACAUGCUUGGACCUGAAUGGGAAACAAGCUACGCGAAGUUCAAGAAGUCCGUUGGAAUUAAGGACAAAGACGUGGAAGAUGAAGAGCCUGCGGAAGCUGAGAAGACCGACGAAGAGGAAGAAAUGCAGCCGACUGGACACCAGGUGAACGAGAUCCAAAAGGCUCCGCUCUCGCCGCGCUUCUUGCUGUCGCCUGUGCCGCCCCCCAGCUUCUCGGGGAACACGUCGGCAUUUGCGACGGAAUCACCACGGCUGAAUACCGUGGGAGAAGAGAAGUCGACGGAGAAUUUCCACUUCAUGAAAACUUUCGGCAACGAGGACGUGCUCUUCCGACGUUCUCGCAACAUCUCGGAGGACUAUUCGGAGGGGUUAUCGGAAGGCGUGUGCUAGGGUUUUAAUGAUUUAUAUGAGCUGCGAGGGCAAGUGGUGGUGUGUGUGCCUGACAAAUAAUCGAAAUGAAGCUUGAAGUUGUUGGUAUUA
This is a messenger RNA of Phytophthora infestans T30-4, 3318 nucleotides long. RefSeq names its product dihydroflavonol-4-reductase, putative. The record is from RefSeq and is a predicted model, not a curated record. Gene Ontology annotation, molecular function: metal ion binding; protein binding. Lineage: Eukaryota; Oomycota; Peronosporomycetes; Peronosporales; Peronosporaceae. Bases 1 to 3228 code for a protein of 1075 amino acids. The transcript is spliced from 7 exons.